AACCUAAAAUAUCUAAACAAUUUAUUUACGCAUUUCAUUUGCUCCGAUUUAUCAGUAAUUUUCUGAAAUUUUUUCUAUGUUAUUGUGAUUUUGUUGGAUAAAAAUGUGAAUGAAUGUUUGAUUCUAAACUUCAGUUUACUUUAGUGAGUGAAAAUGCAUGAUUCUGACGAGGAAAAUUAUGUGAAAUAUGGAACUCCUCUUGAUCCCUUGGAUGAAGACAGUUUACCAAGAAAGAAACCGAUAACUCUUCAAGAUCAAGUCGCUGUUGAUGAAUAUGGACGACGUAGGUUCCAUGGAGCGUUUACAGGAGGUUUUUCCGCCGGAUAUUUCAAUAGUGUGGGCACCCGAGAUGGAUGGAAACCUCAGCAAUUUAAAUCUUCGCGGGCCAGUAAAGCCGGGGGAAUUAAUCAACGACCAGAGGAUUUUAUGGACGAAGAAGACACCAGUGAAUUUGGAUUCGCGCCCACAGGAAUACGAGCUACCCAGGAUUAUACGGAUGAUAACAAAAGAGGAACAAAAAGAGAAAGAGCCCGACAAAUUAACGACGGUCCCAUUCCUGGAAUUCCAGUUUUGCACCAAAUUCUUCAGCCCACGAGAGAAAGAGUUGGUGUGAGAUUAUUGAAGAAAAUGGGAUGGAAGCCGGGACAGGGUGUUGGGCCUCGUCUUACGAAAAAAGAAAAAGUGAAAAUGAAGGAAAAAAAUGAAAAGCUGAAAGUUUAUGGUUGCUACAUGCCUUCGCAACGACAGAGUGAGGAGAGCGAAUCUGAUGUUUCUGAUGACGAGUAUUCCGAAAUCAUGUUAGCUCCUGAUGAUUACGAACCAUUAAGGGCAAAACCGAAAGACAAUUAUUUCGGUCUUGGUUACAGUGGACUAGACAAGCGUCCGAUUCUUUCCAGCCACAUUAAUCUCUUCGAACCAUCGACUUUCAGUCUUCAAGAAAAGAACAAAAAGUUCUCGAUAAAAGGUCAAGCCUUCGGAGUCGGUGCUUUCGAAGAAGAGGACGAGGACAUCUACGCAAAAGAAGAUAUGUCCAACUACGAUUUUGUGCUCGGACCCAAAAAACAGUCAAAAUCGAGAUGGAAUCGAGACGAGGAAGGAAAUAGUUCGAAAGUUCCUGGAUGCCUCGAGGGUUUCGUGCCCGCUAAAAAUCCAAUCGAACGUCGCAAGAUCUACAAACCUCCGGAACUUCCCAAAGACUUCAAACCGAUUCACGUUCCCCGAAAGAGUCGAUUCUUCCCACCGAUCGAAUGUCCUGCGCGAAGUUCACUACCGAGUGGAAGAAGAAAGCUCUACGGUGGUCAGAAUUUAAAUGCCAAUACGAGAGCUUCAAUAAUUGGCGAACCUUCAGUCUCGAGAAUAGCAGAGUCUGCAUCAAAAGCGGAAGAAGGGAGAAAAGAAGAGAGUUGUUCAGUUGCUUCGAAAAUAAUCAUGAAAACUUUGAAUCUUCACGGGAAGGAGCAAGUCGCCGAGCGGCAGAAAUUGGAGGAGGAGAGAAAAAUUGGCGCGGUUAUCUCCAAUUCUUGGAUGGACAAACUCUACACGGCGAGUUUCGUGAAAGGGGGAGUUGUCGGCUCGGGAUUGAGUGUGGAAGGAAGUUUGAAAAAUUUGAAUGAGUUCAAAGAGAAGACUGAAACUUCUGGAGCUAGUAGCAAGGUUUCCGAUCCUGGAAAUCCAGCCGGAAGUGGCGAUUUUGCGAAACCAUUCAUUGCUGAUCCAGAUAAACAGCGAAGAUUCGAGCAAUAUCUGGUCUUCAGAAAGAGCAACGAGACGAGGAAACUCGCGACUAUUCAGCCUCUUUCAAUGACCGAGUGGGACAGGAAUCAGGAAACUGUGGAGUUUCAGCAAGCCGCGCGACUUUUUGAUUCUUCUCUGCACGCGUCAGAGAAUAAAUUUGUGAGCAGCGGGGCUUUGAAGACGAGCUCGACUUUUGCAGAACCGGUGGGUGUUGACGAGCAGAUGAGGGAGGCGGCGAGGAUAAAAAUGUUCGGGAAAUUGACGCGAGUGACGACAAUCUGGCAGCCAUCGAGUCUCGUUUGUAAAAGGUUUAAUGUCGCCGAACCGAGAGUUGGUUGUGCCUUGGAAGAGAAGAAGAAGAAGAAAUACUCGGUUUUUGAAUCUCUGGAUUUUUGUAAUGCGGAGGCGAAAUUCGAGAGAGGAACUGAGGAGAAGAGAGAGUUCCGAGGUGAGACUAGAGUAGAGAUGCUGAAUCUGGAGGAAGAGAAAAUGACGGAAAAGGAGAAGAGUUUUGAAGCGACCUAUUGCAAGGUUUUUGGAAAGGGUGAAGAGGAGAAAUCGGGGGAUUUGGAAUUGAAAAAGGAGGUGGAAAGUGGAGAAAAUUUGGAGGAGAAGAGAAGGGACACAGUGGAGGAGAAGAAGGAUCUUUUUAAAGCGAUUUUUCUGAGCAGUAGUGAAGAUUCGGAUUCGGAAGUGGAUGAGAGUUUGGAUAGUGAAGUUGUCAAGUCGGUUUUGAUAGGAAAGACAUCUGAGGUUAAUCUUCAGAGGAAUACAUCGCCACCGAGAGGUAUUUUUGCAAAUGUGGAUCUGGAUAGUUUGGUUGCGCCGGUUGAAAGAUCCGAUAAAAGUGAAGAUGUUGAAGCUUCUGGUUCGCAAAGUGAAUCGAGAAAUGCAGAUGCAAAUGAAAAGGUAAAAGAGGAAGCGGAAGUUGUUUGUGUGGAUGUUUUACCACCGGAUGCGUACGGUCCACUGCCUCCUAGCAGAGUUCCAAAAAUUGAGAGUAGAGCUGAAGAAGAUCCGGAGAUGGCGAAACCUGUUUUCAGAAGUGUUGCGAUGCCGAAAAUUGCGAGUAAAAGUGAAAUUGAGGGUGAGUGGGUGGAGAGGACUAGGGUGAAGAAGUCGAAGAAGGAAAAGAAGAAGCAUAAACAUAAGGAGAGAGACAGAGAUAAAGAGCGUUCGAAACAUAAGAAGAAGUCUAAAAAAUCAAAGAAGUGAGGAGCGUUUAUUGUAUUGUAAUUUAAGGUUUAAGUGGAAGAUUAAUAAAAAUUUUGUUAUUAAA
This is a messenger RNA of Belonocnema kinseyi, 3013 nucleotides long. Its product is annotated as G patch domain-containing protein 1 homolog. The transcript is spliced from 4 exons. Gene Ontology annotation, molecular function: RNA binding. Gene Ontology annotation, biological process: mRNA processing. The record is from RefSeq and is a predicted model, not a curated record. The coding region runs from base 154 to 2949 and encodes 931 amino acids. Gene Ontology annotation, cellular component: nucleus. Lineage: Eukaryota; Metazoa; Arthropoda; Insecta; Hymenoptera; Cynipidae.